AUGUGGUCUGAAAACGAUAAACAAAAUACUUUGAAGGAUGUCACGAACGUGGCACCGUUUAAAAAACGAAGCAGAGAAGCGGACAUCGCUUCCUCAUCAAAAAUGAGGAAAUUAGAUGAAGAAAUAGAUGAUAAUACAUCAUCUAAGCAACAAAAACGGCCUGAUAAUGUAGGAGAACGCGAGCUACCACACUCAAUAACACGAUCAGAAGUUUAUAAAAGUAUAAACUUUAAACAAGUUACUAUCGAAUACUUCCUUCGUCCAGCCAAUAAAUUAUUAAAAAUCCCCGAAUCGGUCCGAAAUUAUCUGGAUUCAAAACCGAAACCAGUUAGCAAAUCGGCCGAGGGAGAGGUACAAUCUUGGUUUAAUGGGCUAAUGGAAGUAUCUAGCUUAACAUGGGAGGGAGUAUCAGCAGUUGACACACAUAAGAAUGGCUAUCUUGAAGGACUUAUGCCAGACAUUAGUGUUUUCGAGAACAAUGAUGUUGAAGAAAGGGCAUUUGUCUCGAAGUACGCCCAUACGGUAUUAGAGAUUAAGAAACAAAAGCAGCUAUCCGGCUUAGCUGAUGAGGAUAAAGGCCAGCUGCUGGACUAUAUCCGCAUACUUGUUCAACAAACAGCCAUUACGCCAAGAUUUCGCUGUGUUUCUUUCAGACGGGCGUUUUUUUUAUAUCCUGAGCUUCAAUAG
Molecule: messenger RNA, 687 nt
Organism: Funneliformis caledonium
Lineage: Eukaryota; Fungi; Glomeromycota; Glomeromycetes; Glomerales; Glomeraceae
Source: the annotation of a GenBank genome assembly